Molecule: messenger RNA, 1726 nt
Organism: Dicentrarchus labrax (European seabass)
Lineage: Eukaryota; Metazoa; Chordata; Actinopteri; Moronidae
Gene: nopchap1
Product: NOP protein chaperone 1
Exons: 4
Coding region: 113-562 (149 amino acids)
Biological process (GO): box C/D snoRNP assembly
Molecular function (GO): box C/D methylation guide snoRNP complex binding
Source: RefSeq, a predicted model, not a curated record
CCAGAGGGCGCUAUAUAAAUCAUAGAUUAGAUAUUUAAUUUCUUACCUUCCUCCCGGAAGUUGGUCUCACUUGUAACACACAUGUUGAAAACAUAACGGCAUCGCGUCUAACAUGGACUUAAACAUCACGAAGACGAGUUCACAGGCUUUGCUGUCAUGUGGCAACGGAGGAGGCCUCAGAGAGAAGCUCCUCCUUAAGCCAAAGGCUGGCAGCUCCCUGCAGACAGAGAGGCUCCCGAGAAGCAGCGUGUUGGAGCGGCUGCAGAGCUUCCUGCCUCAGAUGGCCGAGGCCAACGAGAAGCUGAAGCAGCAGAUGGAGGAAGCUCCUGCUGGAUGCUUUGACAUAGAGAGCGUGGAGGAGGCGGAGAGGGUCAUAGAGAUGGACGUCGCGCUGGUGGAGCUCAGUGGUUCGGACUCCGAGGAUGAAGAGGAGACGUCGGACUCUGAGGAGGAAUCGGAUUCGGGCGAGGAGAGCGAGCUCACAGAGCAGAACCUCAAACUACCUGGAGACAAAGGCAAGAACAAAGCCAACAUCCAGGUUGUCGACCAGCAGAAAGAGUAGAAAAGUCGGCCGCACAGACUUUUGGCUGCGUGUUGAGUUUCUUUGUCCCCUCUGAGGUGAUGCAGGACAAACUGACCAAUUAAAAAAAACCCUCUGCCUCAGGUUUGAAGGGAUUUUAGCCUACUUCAGAGACGGUGAAAAGAAAGCUCCUGCGUGGGGGAGAUGCAGAUCUUACUCAUCCCUAUGGGAACAGCAGUAAAUAUUAUUUUGUACGUGUGCCUUUGGAGCCCGAACAGAUACUGUGAUGACCUCAUCCAGUCUGGCAAUCAGCUGUGACCUUCAUUGUGCAUGAUGUGUCUGGGUGUAACACUGUGGAUCACCUUGCUUUUGGUUUUCAUGAGCUUGUACACGUUCUUAUGGAAGCCGAGACUGGCCAUGCUUGCAACUGUUUUUUUUAAGGGUUCAUUUAUCUCGUUAUUUCAAGAAAACAAAAGGCCAAUUUGUCUCAGGACUGUCGGGGAGGAUUCAUAACUGAACUGAAAACAGUUGUUAGCAGAAUGUACACCUGAGAGUUCAUUUAAGCUGUUCAUUUCCUGACAGUGUGAUGCAGUGCUGACAAAAUGUAUCAAGACAAGAUUGAGAUUUAUUAAAGGAGCUCAAAGAUUCUCUUCAGGCACUUUUUCCUGGCUGCUGGCUCAUUUUGGUCAGUAGGAAGAUGAAUAUGAACUGGCACCGUGGAUUGUCCAUUAUGGGAUAAAUUAACGUGAUCUCGAGAUAACGGCAUAAAAACCAAAAAAAAAACAAUUGCAAACAGGGCCCUUCUGGGCUUCCGUACGUUCUUACAUUAGUUUAGACUAUAAACUAUUUCAUGCAGCUCAGUUGUGUUUUUUAAGAGGAAGAUGGGGCACCGGAGAAUAAAAUAAAGCCUCUGUACACAUACUGCUACAUCCAAAUUAGUAUUAAUUCAGGCUAACAUGUUAGCUAGCUUACAAUCAUUAUAACCAUGUUAAUUCUUUCAAAUUACCAUGAUGUAUUACCAUGUUCUCUGGUUCCGUUGGUGUGAUUGGUCGGAUCCAGUUUUCUCUUUUACUCAUACUGUUGUAAACUACUGUAUAUUUGGACUGGGGUUUUUUUUUAAGUGAACUGACUUUGGCACCAUUUUGUCACAUGUAGGUAUUGAAAUCAUUUUUACGAAUAUCAAAUUAAAAUAUAUGAUUACGCUAA